UACCGCGAUUUCCGUUGUCUGGCAACGCCUUCUUGUUUUUUAAAUUUUCCUUAAACAUUUAAAAAGAAGUGUAUCCCAUUCAAAGUUGAAAUUCGACAGAUAAGAGUUGUCAUUCAGUUGUUACAGGCCUUAUUGACAUGGGGAGAAAACUAGGACUUUUGCUGUCUUGCUGCAUAGCCGUGAUUUUUACGGUGACCGUACAGUCAUACGAUAAAGAAUUUAUCCUAACCAAUACUAUGAACGGAUGGGAACAUACGAGCAUGGAUUUCUUAAGCAAUAGACUUGUGUGCCCAGGAGACAACAACCAAACCUGUGCAGAUGGGUAUACCUGCUGCAUGAGCCCUUCAGGUGAUUAUGCUUGUUGUCCACAUGAAAAUGCAGUAUGUUGUGCAGAUCACAUCCAUUGUUGUCCCAAGGGCUCUUCAUGUGAUACUGGCAGAUGCAAAAAAGAUGUUUCAUCUUCAAACUCAGUGGAAUUCAUAACAAACAUAAUUCAGCAAACAAAACGUUCCAUUUGUCCAGGAGAUGAGUUUCGAUGCCCCUUGGAAACAACUUGCUGCAAGCUCUCUGGCGGAAAGCUGUAUGGAUGUUGCCCCUUUGAAGAGGCUUUGUGCUGUCCCGAUGAACUUCACUGCUGUCCAAAAGGAUUUGAAUGUAGCACUGAUGCUACUUGUAUCCGUAGCAAUUCUACUAUGCCAUUUUCAAAUGAUGAUCUGAACUGAAGCUGUUAAACAAAACCACAUACUCAAGAA
This is a messenger RNA of Daphnia carinata, 752 nucleotides long. Its product is annotated as progranulin-like. The record is from RefSeq and is a predicted model, not a curated record. The coding region runs from base 138 to 722 and encodes 194 amino acids. Gene Ontology annotation, cellular component: extracellular region. NCBI's taxonomy places the organism in Eukaryota, Metazoa, Arthropoda, Branchiopoda, Diplostraca, Daphniidae. The transcript has 4 exons.